CCCUUCUUAGACUGCUUCCUACCAAAGUCUUCACAGGCCUGGCAAUGGCUCUGUUCCUACUGACCAUGUGGUCACAAUAAACGAAAACGAAAACACUGCAGUAGGACACGUCUAUCCUGAAACCUGUCAUCAAAACAAGCCGUACCACCUGAAACGAUUGAACAUCCAUCAAAAUGUCGGAAUCUGUGUCUGACUUCCAGGUGCAGGUUGCGUCUAUAAUAGAUGUGUUGAUGAAGGUGGCUGUGAAGGAAAUAACCAAACUUUUCGAAGAACGAUCCAUCGCUCCUGGGAGAUCCAAGGCGGAAACAGUGGAAAAUUCCCGGGGGGAAUCGAUUUUUCUUUCCAACGUCCGAACUGACUUGAAAAAUGCAUUUAAACAUUCUGGAGAUACAUAUGUAUGCAGUGUCGGUGUGCAAGUUGGAGAUGAAUGGAUGUCACAGGAGGAAGCGAUGCCCCCUCCACAGACCAACCCCCACCCUCACACCCUGUGUAGUUCACAUCAAUACCCCCAGAAAGAAGGAGGGAGGGCCUCUCAGGAGGAAUCCGUGUUUAAGGAGGAUGUGGACUCCACAGACCAUGCUUCACGGGAGGAGGCCUUGGAAGCCGUUGACCUGCACUGCACCGUUGACCUUCCUUGCACAGUACUCAAAGACAGGGAUGUGGAAUGUGGAAAUAGCCAGGCAAAUAACCUGUCUGGAAAACAGCAGACUGAACAGCCUGGUGCUACAGAUGACACCAUGGAGCUUGACUGUCUUUUUGACUCCCUGAAAAAGUCCUUGGCAUGGCCGGAGCCCCAGCAGUCAGCAACUGUCUCAGAGGCCACAUGCAGCAAGAAAGAUCAACCAGCGCAAAGUGUGUAUCCCCUUGCCGGUGAGAAAUCCACUUCACAGGCCAGCAACCAGCCAGAGACGCUCACCACCACCACCCCCACCCCCACAAGCCAAGGCACCAACAGUUACGUCAGCCACUCCAUACUGCCUGGGCAGGUGGUAGUGCCAGAGCCUCCACCUCACUUAAAAAAAAAGACUGUGCACUUUCAGCUCGGGGUGAACCACCAGGACUGGAAGCUGCUGCAGCCUUGCUCGGUGCAGCUGGUCAACGUGCGGCUUCUGACGGGCUCCAGCAGACAGAGGGUUGGCCCGGUGGGCCCCAAAGGCUUCCCCCGGCCCAAGGACCUGCGUGCCCACCAAGGCCUCCACACGGGCCGCCGGCUGUGCUGCUUCAGCGACUGUGGCAAUGGCGUGUGGCGGCUGCAUCGCGUCCCGUCUUCGGUGCCCGGCAGCCCGAUGGCCUGCAAGAUCUGCGGCAAGAACUUUAAGCGGCGCAAGAUCCUGCGGCGGCACGAGCGCUUCCACACCGGCGAGCAGCCGUACCCGUGCGCCCUCUGCGACAAGGCCUUCACGCUGCGCAAGAGCCUCCGCAGGCACCUGCGCUUCCACACGGGCGAGAGGCCGCACGGAUGCCCGCACUGCGGCAAGUGCUUCCGGCUCAAGGACAACCUGAAGACCCACCUGCGCUUCCACACCGGGGAAAGGCCCUACGCCUGCACACUGUGCCCGAAGAGCUACAGGACCCUCAAGAAUCUGGAGAGGCAUAGACUUAGUCACUGAAACUGGUUGUUGUUGUUGGGGCGUCUCAAACUGGAGGGGCUUCCUGUUUCAAGCGCAGUGUUCAGAAGAACAUGUGUUGCCAUGGGCAUUUGUAUAUGUGUGCAUUUUGGAAGAAUUAUUCCAAACAGACUAUGGUUUGUAAAUAUAUGAGGGAUGAUGAUCAACAUGGAAAAUAAUCAGAUGUACACUUUUUUUAGAAGAGCUGACAGUGUUAAACUUUACAUAGGCAUGUAUGCUUACGCAAGUAUAUUUUUUUUUGAGGGAGUUACCUCAAUACUCAGGUCGUCUUGAGAGGUAUAUUGUAAAAAGUGUCUAACCCUAUGAGACUAUAUCACUUCCAUUCCAUGUCAACCACAUUAUGCCGUAACCAUAUAACCAUACCUGUCCCCUUUGUUGGGAGCUGUGCCUCUAAGACAGGUUAGUUACAAAGCCUGGAGAAAAACCCGACCUAAUCAGGAUAUCUGAUGUUACCAUUGUUAUAUGCUGCACUGGCAUCGCUUCUUGCUGGAACUACAAGAGUUUAACUUUUCAGGCUUGAAUGGCUAGUUGGUUAGGCCUGGAAAAAAUGGGUUGGUAGAGGUUUGAUAAAGUAAAGGUUCAAGACUAAUCCCGAAUAAGCUGUAGACUAAAGGUCACUGUCAGGUUCCACCAGUGGUGAGAUGUGGUGACUGUGUCAUGUAGGUUUUCUCAGACCCACACUCUAAUUGCUGAGUUUGAUGAUUAAGAUGAUUUUGUAGAGGUUUAAGUGCAGUCUUUGUGUUUUGAAUCAAUCAGGCCAAAAAUCAACAGAGUUUAACUCUAUAUCAAAACUUUUGAUAUAGAGUUAAACUCUGUUGAUUCUUGACCUGAUUGUCUCCCCCUGGCACUCAUUUAUUAUACUACAGGUGCCAUAUGCAGUCUUUACUGUCUAUGGUCUAUGCCUACCAUAACAGUGUAUUCUGUAACACGGAGGCUGAUUUGCUAAUGUCCCUGUAGUCUUUGUGUUAAUGCAGUUUUUCAGGACAUGAAAAUAUGUGAAGAAAAGGCAAUGAAAGGCCUGUCACAAGAAAGCUGUGUGCUUGAAAAGCACGUGAAUAUUGGCUAGCUGUGUAUUUUGAUUGUUUCCUCAGAUAAAGCCUGCAUAGACACCCAGAAAUCAUGGGCGUCUUACUAAACAUGCUAUCCACUGUCAAAUCAAGUAGCAUUUGUAUUUCAUUUUCAUUUAUGAGUUUAUUAUGUGUACACCUCUGUUUGUCCGCUGAAUGUUAAAACUUCAAAUUAAACUAACACUGGAGUCAAUGUAGUGCUUAUCUUUGAUGGGUUGUUUAUGGAAAAACUAAGAAGCUGAGAACUGUAGAAUAUAUAACAGAAAACCUUUUGUAUAUAUUACUUUUUUUACGGUAUCCAAUUGUCUGCUUUUUCUUUUGUACAAACCUUAAAAAAAAUGUAUAAAUGGGACUUGUUUUUGUAUUUUCAUUUUGCCCCCAAAGGGAUUGUUCAGUCUCCCCAUUAAAGAUGUUUUUGUACUCUAA
Messenger RNA from Clupea harengus (Atlantic herring), 3121 nucleotides. RefSeq lists its product as uncharacterized. The record is from RefSeq and is a predicted model, not a curated record. Lineage: Eukaryota; Metazoa; Chordata; Actinopteri; Clupeiformes; Clupeidae. Gene Ontology annotation, biological process: regulation of transcription by RNA polymerase II. Gene Ontology annotation, molecular function: RNA polymerase II cis-regulatory region sequence-specific DNA binding; DNA-binding transcription factor activity, RNA polymerase II-specific.